Molecule: messenger RNA, 1248 nt
Organism: Macrobrachium nipponense
Lineage: Eukaryota; Metazoa; Arthropoda; Malacostraca; Decapoda; Palaemonidae
Exons: 6
Coding region: 1-1248 (415 amino acids)
Source: RefSeq, a predicted model, not a curated record
AUGGUGGUCACCCUGCUGGAAAAGGAUGAGAUGCAGAAUUUAGUUGCAUUUGAGAUUGACCAUGGCGCUGCUGUGUCUACUAUAACCAAAGAGUGGGUAUUUUAUGUUGUUGAUUCUUGUAAUACCAAUUUAUGUAAAGAUUUAAUGCAGCAAGUAGGUAUUUAUUUGGCUGGAAUAGAUGAAGGUACUAGAGUAAUAAAGGUUGCUAAUGUGAGUGCAGAAAAGCUGCUAGAUAAUUACUUGGUAGAUUCAAGUAAACCUAUUACUGGUGUUUUGGCCAAGAUUCAUAUAAAAGCUGCUUAUUUAGAUGAUAUUAUUGUAAGUGGUGCUGCCAAAAAGGAGCUUGAUCACCGAUUAAGAAAGGUUUUGGAACUUUUGCAAGCACAUAAUGUACAAAUAAAUAAGACUAAGACUUUUUUGGAGGCUGAAUCUAUUGAAUAUUUAGGAUACCACAUCUCAGGUGAAGGAGUUGAGCCAUCUUCAAAGGGACUGAAAGCUAUUUUAGAUUGCCCAUUUCCUACUUCUGUUGAAGAAGUUCAAUCUUUUUUAGGAAUUUUGUUGCUAGAACUGAUCAUAAACCAUUACUGGGACUUUUUAGAAGAGGGAAACAUUCCAUGUAAUGCUAAUUCUAAAAUACAAAGAUGGGCUUUGUUGUUAUCUCAGUAUGAUUAUGAAUUAGUUUACAAACCUGGGAAGGAAAAUGCAGUUAAACAUUUCACCAAUAAGGAUGCUGUAUUGUCUCAGUUGAAAAAUUGUUUGAAGCUGGGAUGGUCAAAGGAACAUAAUAUGUCACUUCUGGAAUAUGCCUCUGUAAAAGAUGAUUUAUCUCUCCAUAAUGAUGUAAUAUUGUAUAGAAAUAGAGUUUUGAUUCCUGUUGAGUUAAGAUGUAAGGUUUUGAACCAUUUGCAUUGUGGGCAUAAUGGUAUAAAUGCCAUGAAAGCUGAGGCAAGGAAUUGGAUAUGGUGGCCAAAGAUAGACCAGGACAUAGGAGAAGUCACAAAGAAUUGUAGCAUUUGUUUUAAGAAUUUUACAAAUCCUCGAGCUCCUACAGUGUCUUGGCCUAUUGUUGGUAAAUCAUGGUCUCGACUGCACAUAGAUUAUGCAGGACUGAUUGAUGGUAAAUAUUUUUUGAUAAUUGUAGAUUCUCAUAGUAAAUUUUUGGAUAUUCGUUUAUCUUGUUCCACUAUGUCAGCUGUUACCAUUGGUCAUUUGAGGAAGACAUUCUGUAAUUUUGGUACAUAUACCUGA